AUGGUGCAGACGUCGUCGUCGUCGUCCUCCUCCUCCUCCCCCGCACUCUCGGACCUCAUCUUCCCCACGGCCGCCGGCCACAACUUCUCCCACAUCCUGACGGACCUCAAGCGCGCCAACCUGUCCAUCGCGAACCGGCUGCGGUCCAUCGCGCAGGACGCCGACUUCGUGGCCGAGGCCGCCGCGUGCUUCGGCGGCCGGCCCCUCGUCGCCAACGAGCGCUGCGGCAGCUGGUACGUCCGCCCCGCCGACAAGCGCGCGAGCGCCUACUUCAAGAGCACCGACGGCCACACCAACGCCUGGAAGUUCAGCACCCGCCGCCUGAACCUGCACCUGCUCGAGCUCAUCGGGGAGCAUGAUGGAUGCAUCAUCGUCGACUCAACACGCCGAGGCAAGAGAAUGCCCGACGCGCUGAGCAAGACCAUUCCCGUCUGGUGCGCCGUCCUCAACAUGGCCCUCUUCCCGGACCUCCCGCACGCCGACCGCCUCUUCACCCCGCCCAACGUCGUCUCGGCCUCGGAGCACGCCCAGAUCGCCGCCCUCCUGCCCUCCUUCCUCGCCGCUCUGCGGGCCCUCGAGAUCGACCCGGCCCCGCUGCGUGCGCGCCUCGCCAAGCCCCUGCGGCCCUUCUGGGUGACGCAGGAGACGCAGCUCUCGCCCGCCGCUGCCGCCGCCGGCGCCGUCUUCGACGACUACCACCCCGUCAUCUGCUGCACCGCCUCGCGCCGCGUCGCCGGCGCCGAGAUGAGCGAGGCCGGCUACAUCCAGGGCGCCGGCGACGACACGGAGAACUGGGCCCUGGGGCUCACGGCCGAGCUCUUCUGGGAGCACGCCGGCGCCCUGCUCUCCGCGCCCGAGGCCGACCUCCCGGACGCCGUCGCGGCGCUCGUAGCGGAGCGGAAACGCAACGCCCCGCGCGGCGUGCCGGCGAAGCGCGUGGCGCCGCGGAUCCUCGUCCGCCCGCUGCCCCUGGAAGAGGACGAAACGAGUGUAGUGACGUACACGUUGGUCGCCAGCCGCAACCUCCGACAGGCGCUGCCGGACAUCUGCGCCUUCGUCGCCCGCCACCUCGGCGCGCACCGCGACGCCGACGUGGUCAUCGCCUGCGAGUCCGGCAGGGACUUGUCCAUCGGCGCCGCGCUGGCCGUCUACUGCUGGUGCUUCGAUCAGGACGGCGGGUACCGCGUGGCGGACGCCAGCACCUUCUUCAACAAGGACAUGAUCCGCGUCCGGCUCGGCACCAUCAUGACGGCCUUUCCCGAGGCCAACGCCAACCGGGCGACGUUGCAGAGCGUCAACAGCUUUCUCAUGGACCACCGGAGGUGA
Messenger RNA from Colletotrichum graminicola M1.001, 1326 nucleotides. Its product is annotated as initiator tRNA phosphoribosyl transferase. The transcript has 4 exons. Gene Ontology annotation, biological process: charged-tRNA amino acid modification. Bases 1 to 1326 code for a protein of 441 amino acids. Gene Ontology annotation, cellular component: cytoplasm. Gene Ontology annotation, molecular function: tRNA adenosine(64)-2'-O-ribosylphosphate transferase activity. The record is from RefSeq and is a predicted model, not a curated record. Lineage: Eukaryota; Fungi; Ascomycota; Sordariomycetes; Glomerellales; Glomerellaceae.